Messenger RNA from Adineta steineri, 3354 nucleotides. NCBI's taxonomy places the organism in Eukaryota, Metazoa, Rotifera, Eurotatoria, Adinetida, Adinetidae. The record is from the annotation of a GenBank genome assembly.
AUGGCUAAAGAAAUAACUCAACAAAUAUCUCUUUUACAUAAGGUAAUUCAUCAAUUGAAUAUUCGACAAUCGGAUUACACUUCUGAAGUGACCAAAGAGUAUGGCUAUUUGAAAUUUGAUGAAAAUGAAUUUGAUUCAACUACUCGUCUUUCACAAUAUAUUCGAUUGGCAUUACAAACUAAUGCUAAAGCAGUUGUCGAGUUUUUACAACAUGGAUGGUGUUUACCAACGCCUGAUUUAAUUAUUUCUGUCAUAGGUGGAGGUAAACAAUGUAAUAUAUCAGCACAUCUUAGAAAAAUAUUCCAACGUGGUCUAGUUGCUGCUGCUGCUACAACAAAUGCAUGGUUAAUUACAUCUGGAACAAAUGUAGGCAUAGCUAAAGAAGUAGGUGAAGCUCUUAGUAAUUAUCGUUACAAAAAUCGAAAACAUGGUCUUGAUGUUCCAUGUAUUGGAAUUUGUACUUGGGAUUAUACAGCUGGUAAUCAACAACUUCAAUGUCAGCAUAUAGAAACUCCUAGUCCUGAUGAUACUAAUAUGAAUAGAACAAUAGAUUUAUUAAAACAUAAACGUCGUUCACGAACUGAAUCAAUUCAAAUGGAUAUGGUAGAAGACAAAUAUAUUCGAUCUUAUGCUGUUAAACAUUUAGAUGGUAAACAUUAUGAUUUAGAACCAAAUCAUACACAUUUUUUAUUAUUCGAUGGUAAUUCGUCUAAUGUUGAUACUGUUCUUGUACAAAGAGCUCAAAUUGAGAAAUAUUUACGACGAAUGGAUAUGCAAACAUCAAUAGGGAAUAUAUUAAUUCCUACUGUUAUGAUUCUAGCUGAAGGUGGACCAUUUUCUAUUCAAACUAUUUGCGAAGCACUUCAAUCAAAUACUCCGUUAGUCGUUGUGAAGGGAUCUGGCAGAGCUGCGGAUCUUGUGGCUGAUUUACAUUUAUUUUUUUCUCAAAUUGAAACUAAUAAAUAUGAAGUUAAACAAAUAUAUCGAACACGAUUAUCAUCGUCGAAUGAAGAUGAUUUAAAUUCAGUAUUUGAAAAAAAUAAAAGUAAUAAAAAUAAAUGGAUCGACGAUGUGAAAGAUAAUUUGUGUCAAGUUUUAUAUGAAAGGAUGCAAUUAGUAGUCAUUUUUGAGUUUGAUAGUCAUCGGCAUCAUGGAAAUUUAGAAGAAGCUAUUCUUGAAGCUCUUAUUAAUGCGGCAAAAUUUUCUGGUGACAAUCAAGAUGAGCACCAGUCUCGAGUAGCUGAACUGAAAUUAGCCAUGGCAUGGCAAAAAUUUGAUUAUGCACAAAAACAUAUUCUCACUGAUGCAACAAUAACUGAAUGGAAAGAAAGUGAUCUUUGUCAAGCUCUUAUCGAUGCUCUUCGUCGAGAUUAUGUUGACUUUGUUGAAUUACUCAUGGAUUAUGGGUCACCAUUAGAAAAAUUAACUUUAAAUAAUCUUGAACAACUCUAUACAUCAUCAAAUAUCGACAAUGGCUUACCAAUAGAAAAUAAAGAUAAACAUUUAUCAAUAAGAAAUAAUUAUUAUUCAUGUUAUUUUCCUAAUCAAUUUCAAACAAAUGGAAUAAUAUUGAAUAAAAAUCAACCAUUAGGACAAAAUGCUAGACGAGAAUUUUUUCUUUGGGCUAUUUUUCUUGAUCGAUAUGAACUUGCUAGAUAUCUUUGCUCAAAAACUUGGAAUCAAUCUGUUGCUUCAUUAAUUGCAGCACAAAUCUAUCGACAAGCAAUAACAAUGGCACUUCAUUCAGAAACAAAAGAACAUUAUGAAAAUAAUGCAAGUCAAUUUGAUAGAGAUGCAUUAUUUAUCAUUGAUCGAUGUUUCGAUCAUGAUGAAUAUUUUGCUGUUGAUCUUUUAAAACAACCUGCUGUUGCAUUUGAUAAUGUUCAACCACUUAAACUAGCUGAACAAGCCAGAUGUCGAGCAUUUCUUGCAUCAAAAUGUGUACAAAAAUAUCUUGAUGAAAAAUGGUAUGGUCAUAUCAAUUAUAAACGACCAGCUAUUAAUCUUCAAAUUUUUUUCUGUUCAUUAUUUAUUCCGCUGAUUCCUAUUUUCUGUAUAUUUCUACCAUAUGUUCAUGAACAUCCACAAAUUAUUCGAAAUAAUAAAAAUCGUUCGAAGAGUAGAAAUCCUAUUAUUAUUCGAACUGUUUUAACAUCUGAUCGAGAUCCAACUGAUGAACCUAUUCAAUGGUCAAAAAAAUUAAUCUAUUUUUACCAAGCACCGAUAGUUCGAUUUUUUUAUAAUGUAAUAUUUCUUGUUUUAUUUCUUGGUCUAUUCAGUUCUGUUCUGCUUAUUGAUUUUUUACCAUUAAAUAUUCAUUAUGGCCAACAAUCAAAUACUAAAAAUCUUCCAUUACCAAUCACAGAAAUUAUUUUACAUGUUUGUGUAUGGACUUUAAUUAUGGAAGAAUUACGUCUAUUUAUUCUAAUGGAAUAUCAUAAAUAUAUUUCUGAUAUGUGGAAUUUAAUUAAUGUCGCUGCCAUUAUUCUAUAUUUAAUUGCAUUUAUUACACGAUUUAUUCCAAAUGAAACAUUUUUUAUUAUUUCAAAAAUAUUUCUAAAUCUUGAUUUAAUUGUCUGGUUUGUUGGCACUCUUCAUUUAUUUGCUGCUUUCGAACGACUUGGGCCUAAACUAGUGAUGAUUUUCAAUACUAUGAAAGAUCUUUUCUUUUUUGUUUGUUUUAUUCUUAUAUUUUUAUGUGGUUUCUCAAUAACAUCAUGGUCACUAAUUACUUCAGCAUCACAAGUUCAUUGGAUUUAUAGUGAUGAUGGACAAUUAGUCAAUGUUACAGUAGCAAUUGAUAGGAAUAAUUCAUGGACAUGGAAAUUGAUUAGAGAUAUAACUCAUUAUGGUGUUUGGAAAGUUUUUGGACAAGUCGAUCCUAUCGAUGGUACCGACUCAUAUUCAAAUAUGGCUUUUAUUUUGGCUAUUGUUUUUGUUGCCAUUGCUAAUAUUCUUCUUCUUAAUGUUCUUGUUGCUUUAUUUAAUGUUACUGUUCAAAAUGUUCAAGAACAAUCUCAUGAUUUAUGGCGUUAUCAACGUUUUUUAAUUGUUAAUGAAUAUAGUAGAAAAACUCUCUUACCACCACCAUUCAAUAUUCUUUAUUACAUAUUUAUUAUUAUUCAAUAUUUUCUUACUCGUUUUCGAUUAUACCAAAGUCAGCGUAGAUUCACUGCUAAUGAAAGGUUAUUGGAAGAUAUUAAAACUAUGAAUAGUAAUAAUCCACAACAAUUCAAAAUAAGUGAUUCAAUCCGACGUGAAAGUGCUAUUGCUGAAGAUUAUUGGCAAUCUAUAUUUAAACACAAGAAACAUGAUCAGACAGAGAUCAUUCUACAGAAUAUUGAACAAAAGUAA